AUGGAAGAGGACUUCCAGAAUGCUUCGGGAAUGACAGGGGCCGCGGGCCGCGGGCGCGGACUCCUGGCGCUGACCUUCUGUCUGCUGGCCGCUCGAGGGGAGCUGCCAUCACCCUGGGAGACAAGAGUGGAGCUGCGCUGUGCCGCGGGGCCACUGCCUGUGGUCCUCGGCCCGCAGCAGGCCGCCGUGCUGAGCUGUAGCCUGGGUGCUGCUGCCACAGGGCCCCCCAGCCAGGUGACCUGGAGCAAGGACGGGGAUGUUCUGCUGGAACAUGACCACCUGCGGCUGCUGCCCAAUGGCUCCCUGUGGCUGUCCAUACCACCACCUCAUGAGGACAGUGAGGCCAUGGGGACCAUAGAGGGAAGCUAUUCCUGCCUGGCCCAUAGCCCCUUCGGAGCAGUGGCCAGCCAGGUGGCGAUGGUCAGGCUUGCCACACUUUCAGACUUCUCUCUGCACCCGGAGCCUGAGAUGGUAGAGGAGAAUGGGACCGCUCGCUUUGAGUGCCACAUCGAAGGGCUGCCAGCCCCUGUUAUUACUUGGGAGAAGGACCAGGUGACAUUGCCUGAGGAGCCUCGGCUCAUCACUCUCCCCAACGGUGUCCUCCAGAUCCUGAACGUCCGGGACAGCGACGCAGGCUCCUACCGCUGCGUGGCCACCAACUCAGCACGACAGCGCUUCAGCCGCGAGGCGCCACUCAGCGUGGCCCGCAGAGGGUCCCUGGGGGUCACCGGAGAGCAGGACGUGGUCAUCGUGGCAGGACCAGAGAACACCACGGUGGUGUCCGGGCAAAGUGUGGUGAUGGAGUGUGUGGCCUCCGCUGACCCCACCCCUAUCGUGUCCUGGGCCCGGCGGGACGGGAAGCCCAUCGCCACAGACGUCAUCGUGCUGGGCCGCACCAACCUGCUCAUCGCGGGCGCGCAGCCCCGCCACUCGGGCGUCUACGUGUGCCGCGCCAACAAGCCCCGCACACGCGACUUCGCUACGGCCGCCGCCGAGCUCCGCGUGCUGGCGGCACCCGCCAUUGUGCAGGCCCCCGAGGCGCUUUCGCGGACGCGGGCGAGCACCGCGCGCUUCGUGUGCCGCGCGUCGGGGGAGCCGCGACCCGCGCUGCGCUGGCUGCACAACGGGGCGCCGCUGCGGCCCCACGGGCGCAUCAAGGUGCAGAGCGGCGGGGGCAGCUUGGUCAUCACGCAGAUCGGCCUGCAGGACGCCGGCUACUACCAGUGCGUGGCGGAGAAUAGCGUGGGCACGGCGUGCGCUUCCGCCGCCCUGGCCGUCGUGGUGCGCGAGGGGCUGCCCAGCGCCCCCACGCGGGUCACCGCCACGCCGCUGAGCAGCUCCACCGUGCUGGUGGCCUGGGAGCGGCCUGAGUUGCACAGCGAACAGAUCAUCGGCUUCUCGCUGCACUACCAGAAGGCCCGGGGCAUGGACAACGUGGAAUACCAGUUCGCAGUGAACAAUGACACCACAGAGCUGCAGGUGCAGGACCUGGAGCCCAAUACGGACUACGAAUUCUACGUGGUGGCCUACUCGCAGCUGGGAGCCAGCCGCACAUCCACCCCAGCCCUGGUGCACACUCCCGACGACGUCCCCAAUGCAGCACCGCAGCUCGCCCUGUCCAGCCCCAACCCCUCGGACAUCAGGGUGGCGUGGCUGCCCCUGCCCCCCAGCCUGAGCAAUGGGCAGGUGGUGAAGUACAAGAUAGAGUACGGUUUGGGAAAGGAAGACCAGGUUUUCUCCACCGAGGUGCCAGGAAACAAGACACAACUGACCCUGCACUCGCUGCAGCCAAACCGGGCCUACAGAGUGCGGAUAUCUGCGGGCACUGGUGCCGGCUAUGGGGCCCCCUCCCCGUGGAUGCAGCACAGAACACCAGGGGCCUACAACCAGAGCCAUGUCCCUUUUGCCCCCGCAGAGUUGAAGGUGCGUGCACGGAUGGAGUCCCUGAUCGUGUCGUGGCAGCCACCCCCUGACCCAGCCCAGAUCUCCGGCUACAAGCUGUACUGGAGGGAGGUGGGGACGGAGGAGGAGGCUGAGGGCGAGCGCCCACCAGGGGGCGGUGGGGAGCAGACUUGGGACGUGGGGCCCGUCCGCCUCAAGAAGAAGGUGAAGCAGUAUGAGUUGACCCAGCUAGUUCCUGGCCGGCUGUACGAGGUGAAGCUCCUUGCAUUCAACAAGCAUGAGGACGGCUACGCGGCAGUGUGGAAGGGCAAGACCGAGAAGGCGCCCACGCCAGAUUUACCCAUCCAGCGGGGCCCGCCCCUGCCUCCCGCCCACGUCCACGCGGAAUCCAACAGCUCCACAUCUAUCUGGCUGCGGUGGAAAAAGCCAGACUUCACUACAGUCAAGAUCGUCAACUACACCGUGCGCUUCAGCCCUUGGGGGCUCCGGAAUGCCUCCCUAGUCACCUAUUACACCAGCUCCGGAGAAGACAUCCUCAUCGGCGGGCUGAAGCCGUUCACGAAGUACGAGUUCGCGGUGCAGUCCCACGGCGUGGACAUGGACGGGCCCUUCGGCUCGGUGGUGGAGCGUUCCACCCUGCCGGACAGGCCCUCGACGCCGCCGUCGGAUCUCCGCCUGAGCCCCCUGACGCCGUCCACCGUGCGGCUCCACUGGUGUCCCCCCACAGAGCCCAACGGCGAGAUCGUGGAGUACCUGAUCCUGUACAGCAACAACCACACCCAGCCGGAACACCAGUGGACACUGCUCACCACUGAAGGGAACAUCUUCAGCGCCGAAGUGCACGGGCUGGAGAGCCACACCCGCUACUUCUUCAAGAUGGGGGCGCGCACGGAGGUGGGGCCCGGGCCCUUCUCCCGCUUGCAGGAUGUGAUCACGCUGCAGGAGAAGCUGUCAGACUCUUUGGACGUGCACUCGGUCACAGGCAUCAUCGUGGGCGUGUGCCUGGGCCUCCUCUGCCUGCUGGCCUGCAUGUGCGCCGGCCUGCGCCGCAACCCCCACAGGGAGGCCCUCCCGGGCCUGUCCUCGGCCACCACUGGGAACACAGCGCUCUACUCCAGAGCUCGGCUCGGCCCCCCCAGCCUCCCUGCAGCCCACGAACUGGAGUCUCUCGUGCACCCUCACCCCCAGGACUGGUCCCCACCGCCCUCAGACCCCGAAGACAAGGCUGAAGUGCACAGCUUUAUGGUUGGCGGUGCUUCCGACUGCCGGGGCCACGCCAACAGAAAGAUCUCCUGGGGUUAUCCAGGGGUGCCGAGCUGGGCAGGGUCCUGGGCAGGCUGCGAGCUGCCCCAGCCUGGCCCCAGGCCUUCUCUGACCCGGGCUCUGCUGCCUCCUGCCGGAACUGGGCAGACGCUGCUGCUGCAGGCCCUCGUGUAUGACGCCAUCAAGGGGAACGGGAGGAAGAAGCCACCCCCAGCCUGCAGGAACCAGGUGGAGGCCGAGGUCAUUGUCCACUCGGACUUCAGUGCAUGCAGAGGGAAAUCUGACAUCCAUCUCCGAGACCUGGAGCCUGAGGACCCCCUGCCCACGGAAGCUCCUGGUUUCACCUCUGGCGCUGUGGAGCUUGGGCAGGGCACAGACUGGCUGGGCCAGGAGCUCGAGGAAUGUGAGCAGGCAGCCACUGGGUCUGACCGACUCACCGGCCAGCCUGAGGAAGCCAGUGCCCCCUGCACCUACCCAGACCUCCAGCCCUGCAAGGCUCUACAGGAGGCCCCUGGGGACAGCUGCCAGCCCAUAGCCCCCUGCCCUCUGGGGGCCAGCCCAGACCUGCCCAGAGCUCCCAUCUCCUCCUCUGCUUAGUUCUCCUAAGCAGAAGGUGCAGUUUGAGAGAGGCUGAUACAGUGCAUGGGACCUGGCGUGCACAGCCAUGCAUGCACACACACGUACCCACAGCUACCAUUACACCCUUUGGAGCCUCCUAGGAUGCUUUGGCUUGAAGGAGAAGAAUUGGAUUAUUGACUCCUCCUAUUGUCUUUGCAACACAUACAUGACAUGUGAGGCACUGCUUCAUGUGACACACGUAUAUGAAGCCACAUGUGUGCAGUGUAAAGUUUGGUGAGCUGGGAAGCCUCGGGCAGUCCAGGUGGUGAGCACUACGGUCUGCUGACCUUCAGGGUGGCCCAUCCCUGUGGACCCCACCACCUUGGCACCUGGCCUUUUAUGUUGCACUCUGAGAGUGUCUCCAGUGCCUGUCUGAUAGAGACAGCCCAGCCCACUUCCUGUGCACUUGGGCUCUGCAGGCCUGAGGUCUAGCCAUCGCCUUCCUCUCCUGCCUGCCCACUGCCCAGCCUGAGAGGCUCACUCUGGCUGCCCCAAGAGCAACCCCAUGUCUUGUUGCAUAAUUUGGAAAGUGCCUGGCUUUGCAAAUCUUUUCCCUGUCAUCUUUCCUUCCCCCUCGCUUGUCUCCAGGCCACCUUGCCAUCGCAUGUCCAGCUCCACCUCUGCUCCCUGGUAUCUCCCUCUCUGUCUCUGUCUCUCUCUCUGUCUGUCUGUCUGUCUCUCUGUCUCUGUCUCUGUCUCUCUCUGUGUGUCUGUCUGUCCUCCCCUCCCCCCGACUGCGCCAUCUGACUCUCCUGCCUGGGUUCAGCUUCUGCAUCUUUCCCUAACAACAUGACUACCUCAUGUCUAUUUCCAGGCCGUAGUGCACACCUGUUUCCCCUGUCCCCGGGUCCCUGCUACGCCCUGUGCUCUGAGCACCACAGCUGGCCAGCUCCCUCCUGCAGGGCAGGUUCAGAGGAGACUGUCCAGCGACGCUUGCCACUUUUUGCUGGGGCUGGAAGGUUCUGCUGGAGGGGAUGAAUCCAAUCCAAGUCACACGGGGGAAGUUUUGUUGCCUUCUGUGGAGGGAGGCGGGCUUGCUGGACCAGGGUGGUUGACAUUUCAGGAGUUCUUGUCCUGGCGUCUUGACCUGACUGGGAUGAAGAGCAGUAUCCAGAGGAAGAAGUGAUCGGCUCCUUUGCUUUUAUUCAUUUCUUUUUCAAAGGGACUUUUUUUUUUUUUUUUUUUAACUAAUUUCUUUUUUGGUACUGGGUCUCAAACUCUGGGCCUCACUCUUGCUACCGACGGCGCUGCACCACUGAGCUACAUCACUGGCUCUUCUUUUCUUUAAACUGAAUCCUCAAGUCAUUUUCUGCUGAUCUUCCACACAAGGACAAGCUUGACUUCUGUUUCCUGUCUAGUGAAAAAGAUGCCAUUUACUGUGCCCUCACCCCAGCCCUCUCAGGAGCAUAGAUUGCAGGAUAUUUCUCACAAAACGAUCGGCACAUCAAGAGUUAACUCUGUCUUCUGGGCCAAUUAGAAAUAACCAGUCUAUCUUUCCUUCUUCUCUUUUCUUUUUUUAAGUGGUGAAAUGUCUCUCUGCAGAGUUGCAGACCCUGAGAGCCCCUGUGUUUAUUCCGAUCGAGUGUCACUCACAUUUGACAUUCUCACCUACAUGUCCUCAGACGCCCCUCCUCCAGCCAGCCUGUGAUAACACUAAAGAUUAUUAAUGUCGCCUUUGUAUCUCGUUAAAGAUGGAAUUGUCACUUGUACUGUUUCCGUAGCUUUCAGCUUGGCUGUGGCCAGCACCACAAUAUGUUUCAUCAUCUCUCUGAAGGUCAAAAGCCUCAUUUUAUUUUUCUGGUUUGAAUUUUUUUUUUUUUUUU
Messenger RNA from Octodon degus (degu), 5606 nucleotides. It is a transcript of the gene Igdcc4, whose product is annotated as immunoglobulin superfamily DCC subclass member 4. The transcript is spliced from 21 exons. NCBI's taxonomy places the organism in Eukaryota, Metazoa, Chordata, Mammalia, Rodentia, Octodontidae. Gene Ontology annotation, molecular function: protein binding. Gene Ontology annotation, biological process: axon guidance; cell-cell adhesion. Gene Ontology annotation, cellular component: axon; plasma membrane. The record is from RefSeq and is a predicted model, not a curated record. Bases 1 to 3762 code for a protein of 1253 amino acids.